Messenger RNA from Styela clava, 2740 nucleotides. RefSeq lists its product as uncharacterized. The record is from RefSeq and is a predicted model, not a curated record. NCBI's taxonomy places the organism in Eukaryota, Metazoa, Chordata, Ascidiacea, Stolidobranchia, Styelidae.
CUUUCGAUGUCGUCUAUUUAAUAAAAAAGUAUUUUUCAUUGCAGUAUAAUAUUUGAAUAAUGUGGAAAUUUACUGUUUUUUUGCUUUUUGUUGCUCCACUUCGAGAACAAGUGUCAGGACAAGACAUUGUGUGGAAUCGUUUUCCAACUAUUCCAGAAAUUGGUUUUCCGGUGGAUUGCGUGAAACGGUGGGGCGAAUGCAUUGUAUAUGAUGGCGGGUCUUACAGAGUAGAAGAAGUCGUAGUCGAUAGUGUUGCCGGUGGUGAAUGCAAUCUUAAUUACGAAUUUGAUUGUGACAGCGCGGGACCGGCUCCAGUUGAUUGUGUAACAAGUUGGGGACCUUGUCAAAAUGGUAUUCGACGAGAAUUUGUUACGACUGCGGCACAAAAUGGAGGAAAAUGUGUUACGCGAACCGAAACUUGUGCUACUGUCCCACCCCCUCCUGUGGACUGUACAAAGGCCUGGGGUCAGUGUCGAAACGGUUUCCGGCUUGAGAUUGUUGUUAGACCAGCGAAGAAUGGAGGAACUUGUUUCUUAGAUCGCGAAGAGUGUGGAAUUGAUUGUGUCAAAGAAUGGGGACGAUGUAUCAAUGGUUUUCGACGCGAACAAAUCAUAACGCCAGCACGAAACGGAGGAGAAUGCCCCCGAACACGACUUGAAAGAUGCGCCGUUGAUUGUCAAAAGAGAUGGGACACCUGUGUGGGAGAAGGGCCAUCCUCGGCCAGGCGGGAGGUUGUUGUUGUUCCAGCGAGAAAUGGCGGGAAAUGCAUUCUCAAUGAGGAAUUCGGCUGUCGGCCCUUUAGUCGCGUGAAUUGCGUGAAAGAAUGGGGAAAAUGUAAAGGAAAUGGCCCAUCAUCAGUCAGAGUAGAAAUCGUUGUUACUCCAGCUAAGCAUGGAGGAACUUGCGAAUUGAGAGAAGAAUAUGGCUGUCGGCCAUUUAGUCGCGUAAACUGCGUGAAAAAAUGGGGAAAAUGUGAGGGAAAUGGCCCAUCAUCAGUCAGAGUAGAAAUCGCUGUUACUCCAGCUAAGCAUGGAGGAAAUUGCGAAUUAAGAGAAGAAUAUGGUUGUCGUUUCGACCCGGUUGAUUGCGUGAAAAAGUGGGGAAGAUGUUCUGGAUCUGGAUCUACUUCCAAACGCGUCGAAGAGAUCGUUUCGGGAGCUCUCUAUGGCGGAAAAACAUGUAAACCACUCAAAACUGAAUUCGGCUGUCGAAGGGCUCCGGUUGAUUGUGUUAAAACGUGGAGUCAGUGUACUGGUAAAGGUGAAACUUCCCAAAGAAAAGAAAUAGUUAAAACAUCCGCUAGAAACGGUGGAAAACCAUGUAAAGAUUUCAAAGUAGAAAUGGGAUGUGAUAAAUCUAAACCUCCCGUCGAUGAUGAAAACGGAGACGAUACUCCCGGUAAAGAGUUGGCAACCCUUUUCCUGGCUAAUUUAGUCUCCGAGCCAUCAACGUCUGGAAAAUCUACUAAACCAGUAGGUACAGGGGCGAGGUCGCUAAACUUAGAUCGCGGGCCGCCGCCGUCUCCCGCGGACUUGGGAGAAACGGAUUUAAAGAAAAACUGCACCGAGAAAAAGACCAAAGACGGAAAAGUUAUUGCGCUUGGAUGUGACAACGUUGACAACAUCGAUCCUGAAAUUAAGAAAGAAGUGGAAAUUAAAGCGUUCAAAAGCAUCCGAAAGGGAGAAAAACAACCUCCUUCCAUUAGUCGACGAAAACGAUCAGAAAGAGGUGCAAAUCCGGUCUCAAAAGUUAAUACAAGAGACAUCCUAAUAUACCUUGAUUCUAGUGGAAGCGUUGGACCUUAUCGUUUCGAAACUCUCAAAGAAGUUUGCAAAGCGAUCGUCGAUGUAUUAUGCGGAAGAAUAGCACUUGGGAAAUAUCAGACGAGAAUUGCUUUGGCAACAUUUAACGCUAGACAGUUACUCAAGUUUCCUUUUACUAAAACCGACAGCGUAAAAGAAGUAAAAAACAAAAUCCAAACUGUUGGGUACGAUUACGUAUACUCUUACCAAUCCUGCAUCAGGGAUGCCCUGGAAUUUGUACUGACAGAUAUAUAUACAGCUGAAAACGGUGCAAGAGAUCCUUCUUACGCCGAAGGAGAUAUGAUCAUGAUAACAGAUGGGUGUGCAAACUGCGAUUUCGACAAUGAUGGUAAAGGAUUACAACGUGCCGCCUACAGAUUGAAAUUGAAUAAAAUCAACGUUUAUGCCAUUGGUGUUGGUAUUGAGGAGAACUGCAGAAAAGUAUUGCAGGUAUUAGCCCGUGGAGGUCGAUGCUUUCAUUUCUUCUUUUUGGACAACUGGGAUAUCGAUGUAGAACAAUUUCUGUACCGAUUAAAACGGCCACCGCAGGAUCGUUGCUUAGACAAAUGGGAAUAUCCCGGAGUUAAUUGUCUAAAAAAGCCAUAAAAAGUAUAUUUUAAAUUGUCAGUCCCACAUUUAUCACAUCAUGUCCGAUUCUCGUUUAUUGACCUCUGCAUUUCAAAGACUAAUAUUAAAAGGACAUUUGAUUCACACCCAUAAUUAUAACCCCAGUGUAUGGUUUAUGGAGUAAAAGUUUCUAACUUUAUCAUUUUAUAAAGUAUAUACAGAAUACAUUCAAUUUCAUUCAGCGAUAUUAUUUGGUUUGUAUCAGAUAAAUGGUCUAUAAUAUUUAAGAAAGUUGAAAUGUCAUAAACAUUAUAUAUUAUAUAUAUAUAUAGCUGUAUAUGAAUAAAUUUGUGAACGUUGCAUAUCAAAAA